Messenger RNA from Aspergillus affinis, 804 nucleotides. RefSeq names its product PIG-L family deacetylase. Gene Ontology annotation, cellular component: endoplasmic reticulum. Lineage: Eukaryota; Fungi; Ascomycota; Eurotiomycetes; Eurotiales; Aspergillaceae. The transcript is spliced from 4 exons. The record is from RefSeq and is a predicted model, not a curated record. Gene Ontology annotation, molecular function: N-acetylglucosaminylphosphatidylinositol deacetylase activity. Gene Ontology annotation, biological process: GPI anchor biosynthetic process. Bases 1 to 804 code for a protein of 267 amino acids.
AUGCUACCCAUCCUCAAACACGUCCUCCGUCGCGUUGCAAAACGCCCUUCGACCAUCAUCACCACCCUUCUGGCCACCUUUCUCCUCAUCCCUCUCAUCCUCUACCACCUCCUCGCUUACCUCCUCGCCAACGACCCCCGCCUCGUAUCCUACACCUUCCGCCGCGCCAACUCCAUCCUCUUCGUAACGGCGCACCCGGACGACGAGAGCCUCUUCUUCAGCCCGACAUUGCUAUACAGAGAAGAUGACCUGAGCGUGGAGAGGUCAUUGUUGGUUUUAUCGUCCGGGAACUAUGACGGAGAAGGUUCGACUAGACACAACGAACUGCAAGCUGCCUGCGCCGUGGCCGGUAUCCGAGCAGAUCGAUGCAUCGGACUCGAUCACCGCGAGUUGCAGGAUAAUCCGAAGAAAUGGUGGGAUGAGGAGCUGAUUGCUGAGGUGGUGGCGAGGUAUGUGAAGAGAUGGGAAGUGGACUUGAUCGUGACGUUCGAUGACGGCGGGAUCUCAGGCCAUUUGAAUCACAGGGCUGUUUUUGGGGGUGUGAGCAUCCCAGCAUACGCUCUACAAACGAAGUCCCUCAUUCGAAAGAAUUUCGGACUGAUAGAUCUCAUCCCCACGUGUAUUUACGGGACGGAUAAUGGCGGCGCUGUUCACGCCCGACCCGCGCCUGGAUUCAGAGACGGAUAUAUACGGCGACCACGUCCUGCUGGUGAGUUCCAGGGGGCGGUAUUUUCAGGGACGAAGGACGUUCUGGGAAUAUGGGAGUCAGUAUUCGUGGGACAGGGUGAUUUAUUUGUUAGUUAG